AUGGAGGCGGCGAUCGGCGUGGCGAACGGGCUCAUCGGCAGCGUGCUGAACCACCUGUCCAAUGAGUUCGUGGAGGCGUUCAUUGCCAGCUCCCAGCUCGGCCUCAACUCCGAGAAGAUCAAGCAAGAUCUCUUGCUCACCAAGGGGCUGCUGCACGAGGCCCAAAGGAGGGGCGUCAGCGGCAACCCGGGUCUCCAGGAGUUGUUGCAGAAGCUCAGCGCCAAGGCCGACGAGGCCGAGGAUGUGCUGGAUGAGCUCCACUACUUCAUCAUCCAGGACCAGCUCGACGGCACACACUAUGCGGUGCCGGAUCUGGGUGAAGACCUCCGUGGCCAUGCUCGCCACGGUCGCCAUGCUCUCCGCCACAUUGUCGGUAACUGCUUUGCAUGCUUUUCUUGUUUGGGCAAGAAAGAUGUCGAUGGUGUUGCUGCUGAUGUCGUUCCUGAUAACCCACCCAAUGCAAUUCUGAACACUGGUAGUGAUGGUCCAGUUGCUAAGUUGUCGUUUGGUAGAGUUGCCAUUUCCAACAAAAUCAAGUCAGUGAUAGAGGAAAUACAAUCCCUCUGUGACCGUGUCUCCAUUUUGCUCCAGAUAAUUCCACACCAUAGCACCACCACAACAGUCACCCCAAGUCAUCGUGUCACAGGAUCAACCAUUACACAGAAACAAUUGCAUGGGAGGACAACCCUUUUGGAUAAAACCAUAGAUAACAUCCUCACUACUGCCACAGAGCACCCUGAAAACCUUCCUGUUCUUCCUAUAGUUGGUCCAGGGGGCAUUGGAAAGACAACUUUCACCCAACACCUUUAUAAUGAUAAAAGGAUAAAAGAGCACUUUGCUGUAAAGGCUUGGGUAUGUGUAUCAACUGACUUUGAUGUGGUUAAGCUCAGCCAACAAAUCCUUAGCUCCAUACAAAAAAGCAACACUUCAAAUCAAACAGACAAUUUAGAUGACCUCCAAAUAUCCAUCACACAGGAACUCAAGUCCAAAAGUUUUUUAAUCGUGUUUGAUGAUAUAUGGAAAUGCAAUAGUAGGGGGUGGGAAACCCUCUUGGCUCCAUUCAGGAUGGGGGAAGCCAAGGAUAGCACAGUUCUUAUCACAACUCGAUUUCCAUCUAUAGCCGAAAUGGUGAAAACAAGCAACCCAAUAGCACUGCAUGGUCUGGAGUUUGAUGAGUUCUUCACUUUCUUUUCAUCAAUAUUUGGGGGAAACAAGCCUGAAUAUUGCCAAGAGGACUUGGAUGAUAUUGCAUUUGAUAUUGCAAAGAAGUUGAAGGGUUCACCUCUGGCAGCCUUAACAGUUGGUCGAUUAUUGAGCAAUGACUUCUCUCGGGAACAUUGGAUGGGAGUUCUUGAAAACAAUGAGUGGCAAAAAGAGGAAAAUGUUGAUGACAUUAUGCCAUCAUUAAGGAUUAGCUAUGAUUACCUUCCCUUUCAUCUAAAAAAAUGUUUUUCGUAUUUUUCCUUGUUCCCUGAAGAUUAUAAGUUUAAGAAGUUAGAUAUUACGUAUUUUUGGAUUGCAUUAGGAAUCAUAGAAAAAGAUGAGAAUAAUAUAGAAGAACUUGUAGAGAAUGGUUUUCUCAUGAAGGAAGUUGAUGAUUUUGAAGGUCAAUACUAUGUAAUGCAUGAUUUAUUACAUGAACUAUCUCGGAGUGUUUCAUCACAAGAGUGCCUCAACAUAUGUAGUUCAAAUUUUAGAGUUGAUGACAUCCCACAAACUGUUCGACACGUAUCUCUCACAAUGGAAGAUAGAUUUGAAGGGGGUGUUAGGGAAGAAAUGAUUAAAUUGAGGAGCAAGAUAGAUAUUCGCAAUUUGCGAGCUUUGAUGAUUUUUAGGGAAUAUGCAGAAACAAUUGAUGGAUUUUUGAAAAAUGUUUUUAAGGAAAUAGAGGGUCUUCGUGUCCUAUAUAUAGUAGCAAAUUCCCAAAAAUCUUUGCCACUCAACUUUUCAAAACUUAUCCACCUCCGAUACCUAAAAAUUAUAAAACAAGAUUUGUCAAAACUUUGGCCAGAAGCAACUUUGCCUAGUACACUAUCCAGAUUUUAUCACUUGACAUUCUUAGACCUUAUAAGCUUUGGCGUACAUAGAAAAUUACCUAAUGACAUUAGCCGCCUUAUCAAUUUACGCCAUCUUUUUGUUGAGAAAGAACUCCUAUCCGAUGUUCCUGGGGUCGGAAAGAUGAAAUGCUUGCAGGAGCUAAGAGAGUUCAUUGUUAAAAAAGAGAGUGUUGGAUUUGAACUGAGAGAGUUGGGGGAACUCACAGAGCUUGGAGGAGAACUGAGCAUACAUAAUCUUGAGGAGGUGGCAACCAAGGAAGAGGCUGCUGAAGCCAAACUUGUUUGUAAACGAGAUUUGAAAGAGUUGAGGUUAGUUUGGGGUAGACAACACCAACAUAGCACAGAGGAAUCUGAUGUUCUUGAUGCUCUUCAGCCGCACCCUAAUCUUGGAGCACUUGUGAUUAAAAAUCAUGGUGGUCCAAGUGGUCCUAGCUGGCUGUGUGGUGACAUUAGCAUCAAAAUGCUGGGGACUCUCCAUCUAGAGGAUGUGUCCUGGGGCACACUUCCACCUUUUGGGCAGCUAUUGCAUCUCACGUCACUCACAUUGAUUAGAAUUUCUGCACUUCCUGAGAUCAGACCUGGCUUUGGUGCUGUCACAGACAAAAGCUUUGUGCGUCUGAAGCGGAUCGUUCUUGAUAGUUUACCUGAAUUUGUUGAGUGGGUUGGGGGAGCUAAUGCCCAUUCUUUUUCAAGGCUAGAAUACGUCAGCUGUGAAGAUUGUCCCAAUCUCUGUGCGGUGCCCUUCCUGGAGUGUUGUGUCUCUUAUCCCAAUCUUCUGCAUUUGUCCAUUUAUUAUUGCCCAAAGUUGUCUCUGCCACCCAUGCCUCACACGUCUACGCUGGCAUAUUGUCGUGUGGCACUUCCUUCUUCAUUGCUUAGUUAUUCUGGAGGGCACAUGUUUAUUAAUGGGUAUAGUGGUGGGCUGGCAGCAGAGCUCAAUUUGAAAUCCCUAGCAAAGCUAGAUUUCCGCAAAUGCAGCAUCACGUGCCCUGGACUGCAGGAUCUCACGUGCCUCGAAUCAGUUAAAGUAAAGGAUUGUCCCAACUUGUUUCGGUGGCCCGUCGAAUCAGCUCAUACCAUCAGGCCUUUCCCUGCUUCCCUCAAGGAACUUGAGAUCCAAGGAGAGUCAGGCAUGCAGUCAAUGGCUCUGCUCUCAAACCUCACUUGUCUCACCGAUCUAGAAUUGGUGGACUGUGAGAAUUUGACAAUGGAUGGGUUCAAUCCUCUCAUCAGAGUCAACCUUGAUGGUUUGAAGGUGUAUAACACAGAUAAGUGUCUUAGCCGCUCUGUAUCAGCGGAUCUGUUCUCGGAAUUGGCGGGAGCAAGGACCAACCUGUCAUUGCCUACAGGCUCCUUCCGACUGAGAUUGCUUAAAGUGGAUUGCAUCUCACCGGUGCUUGUUGCUCCCAUCUGCACCCUCCUCGCCGCUACCCUCGAGGUUUUAAUAUUCAUUCAUGAUCAGCGGGUGGAAAGCUUCACGGGAGAGGAAGAGAGAGCUCUUGAGCUCCUCACAUCCCUUAAGUUCUUCACUGUUUGGAAUUGCCCGAAUCUGCCGUCCCUUCCUCAGGGGUUAUACAGCCUUCCUUCUCUUCAGCAAAUACUUGUCGAUUCUUGUCCUCAAGUCCAAUCUCUGCCCAAGGGCCCCUUCCCCACUUCACUGAAGGCACUACGCGCAACAGGUUGCAGUCCCGAGCUACAAGAACAAAUCGAGAAAUUACAGGGAAGAUUGCCAGGUUUUGAUUCUGAUUCUGAGUAACACAAGGUAACAGCUUUGUACUAUCUAUCUAGCAUGCUUCCCCAACCCGCGCCGCCGGCCGGAAAAAUCGCGUCAGAUCCGGCCGACACGCCCCCCACCUCCACCAGCACCAGCCCACCUCCAGCCCCGACCAAGAGGAGAGGGAGACCGAGCCGGAGCCCGUAGAGAAGAGGCCCGCCCGAACCCGCCUGCUGCAGCCCAUGGCCAGAUUUGAGCCACCGCCACCACCACGGGCACGUAGCCGCCGCGCCGCCGCCGCCGCCCACCACGUCGCCGCA
Messenger RNA from Triticum dicoccoides, 4091 nucleotides. RefSeq names its product putative disease resistance protein RGA3. The record is from RefSeq and is a predicted model, not a curated record. Lineage: Eukaryota; Viridiplantae; Streptophyta; Magnoliopsida; Poales; Poaceae. Bases 1 to 3813 code for a protein of 1270 amino acids. The transcript has a single exon. Gene Ontology annotation, molecular function: ADP binding.